Fusarium redolens is the source of this 1635-nucleotide messenger RNA. Its product is annotated as tryptophan synthase beta subunit-like PLP-dependent enzyme. Bases 1 to 1635 code for a protein of 544 amino acids. Gene Ontology annotation, molecular function: cysteine synthase activity; cystathionine beta-synthase activity. Gene Ontology annotation, cellular component: cytoplasm. The transcript has 7 exons. The record is from RefSeq and is a predicted model, not a curated record. Lineage: Eukaryota; Fungi; Ascomycota; Sordariomycetes; Hypocreales; Nectriaceae.
AUGGCCAGCCCCAACCCCCUCAACGUGUACAAAGGACAAGACUCCAUCCAAAAGUACUUCGAUCCAGAAUCAGCACCCCCGCUACCGCUUGUCGAGAUUCCCGACUCGCUUAAUCCAUAUCGCCAAGAUGGAGUGCGUAUCUAUGCCAAGAUGAUGACUAUGCAUCCUGCAAACAACGUCAAAGCGAUGCCCGCGUUGAACCUUCUUCAGAACUGCGUCGUACCCGGAAAGACCAAGGCAGUGGUUGAGUACAGCUCUGGAUCGACUGUCCUGUCGAUGUCAUUGAUUUCACGAGCUAUUCAUGGUGUUGAUGAUGUGAGAGCGUUCUUGAGUAACAAAACGAGUUCAACCAAGCUCCGGUUGAUGCAAUUCUUUGGGAUCGAUAUUACGCUAUUCGGAGGUCCAUCACAACCGGAACCCCUCGACGAACGCGGUGGUAUCCGAGCAGCUCAAAGACUUGCACAAGAGUCAGAUGCAACCAUCAUAAACCCGAAUCAAUAUGAGAACGAUCUUAACUGGAAUGCACACGUCAAGUGGACAGGUCCGCAGAUCCAUAAGCAGUUACCAGAAAUCAACGUCAUCUGUGCUGGCAUGGGGACCUCGGGAACUAUGACUGGACUUGGCACAUACUUCAAAGAUGCAAAGCCUGCAGUAUAUCGACUUGGUGUAUGUACCGCACCUGGUGAUCGAGUCCCCGGCCCUCGAUCCUUCGCCCUCAUGGCUCCCGUCCAGUUCCCCUGGAAGAGAGCAGUCGAUCACAUCGAAGAAGUCGACUCUCACAACUCUUUUUCCAUGUCUUUAGAUCUCUGCCGAAACGGUAUCGUCUGUGGACCUUCUUCAGGUUUCAACCUUAAGGGUUUAAAUCAGCUUAUAGAAAAGCGCAAGGCUGAAGGUACUCUGUCAGACCUCGCUGGACCAGACGGAACUAUCAACUGUGUGUUCUUGUGCUGCGAUUUACCUUACCAGUACAUCAAUGAGUAUUUUGAUAAGCUUGGAGAGAGCUAUUUCCCCUCUAUCAAGAACGAGGACCUGCUCAAAGUUGAUUUGUAUCGAUAUGAUGAAAAGUGGGAGCGAUCAGCAUCCGAAGCCCUCGAUGCAUUCUUUGACGUCGACCGAGGUGCAAUUCUCGACAUGGUUCUUGCCGACCCCAAGAUUGGAUCUGUCAACACGGUCGACUUGCAAAGCAUCCUAAGGUCCAAACAGGACACUACUAUUAUAGAUCUACGCCAACCCGACGAUUUCAACAACUUCCAUCUACCAGGCGCUGUCAAUAUGCCUUUCGUUCAAGACGGCACCCCAAGCCCAUUCUCCCAUGCCAAGCUGUUAGAAUCACUCUGGGAAAACCUUGAAGGAACUUUCAAGGCUCCAGGAGCAAAUGUCCAGUCUCUUCUCAGUGGAAGAAGAGUCCUUCUCACAUGCUACGAUGGCGAUAGUGCCCGGGUUGCAACCAGUGUUCUGAGAGCCAAGGGAUACGAGGCGGAUAGUAUCAGAGGUGGGUUUCAGGCUCUGAACAAGAUGAGACAGAGCUCAAAUCAAACCCCUGUGACUGGUUCUAGAGAAUCAUCGCCUUGGGUGGACUUGAGUCAGGAGGCGCUGAGCGUUGGCGCAUCACAGUCUGCUCGAGUUUCGUUAUAG